AUGAGCCACGGCGUACCCCGCGUCUCCGGCACCGCCACCACAUCCGGCAAGAGCGAACAGGCGCGGGCAAAGGAACGACAACAGAUUGAGCAAUACAAGCAACUCGAAGGCGAUGUGAGAGCGAGAAUCUCCGCCCAUGACUACUCCAACGCCAGCCUCCAACUCACCUCCAAACUCCUCUCCCAAAACCCCGAAUACUACACCAUCUGGAACGAUCGGCGGCGCAUUCUGCAGCAUGUCUUCGAGCAAGAGCUGGGGGAAGGGGGCAAGAGCACCACAGCCCCACAGCAAGACAUAGACGCCGCACACAAGGCCGGCCUCAGCCUCCCCCAGCGCGAGAUCAGUCUACUCAUCCAAGAAGACCUGCACUUCCUUCUCCCCCUCCUCAAGCAGUUCCCCAAAUGCUACUGGAUCUGGAACCAUCGCUCAUGGCUCCUCCGCUACGCCACCUCCCAUCUCCCCCCGCACGCAACACUGGAACUGUGGCAGGCCGAACUGGGCUUGGUCAGCAAGAUGCUCGCUCUCGACAGCCGCAACUUCCACGGUUGGAGCUAUCGGCGAGAAGUCAUUGCCGAGAUGGAGAAGCUGAGUGGAAGCGGCAUGGCCGAGAAAGAGUUUGAAUACACCACUCGCAUGAUUGGAACGAAUUUGAGCAACUUCUCCGCCUGGCACUACCGCUCGCAGCUCAUCUCCACCCUAUUGCAGAAUCGCCGAGCAGACAGCGAGCAGAGACGAAGCACAUUUGACGCCGAGCUCGAGCUCAUCACUCGCGCCCUCUACACCGACCCUUACGACCAGAGCCUUUGGUUCUACCACGAAUACCUCAUGGCCACCCUCGAUUCCUCGAAUGCGGGUGCGCAAAUCAUUUUACACCCCUGCACCGAUGCCGACCGAACGGCAUACCUCUCACAAGAGCUGGACAGCAUCCGGGAAAUGCUGGAUGGAGCGGAGGAUUGCAAGUAUAUUUACCAUGCUUUGCUACAGUACGCAAACAGGCUAAUCGGCCUUGGAGGUCAUGGUGCCCCAACCGCCGAGAUGAAGGAAUGGCUGUCGGAGUUGAGGAAGAUGGAUCCCCUACGAGCUCGGCGGUGGGAGGAUUUAGAGACAAAGCUGAAACUGUAG
Molecule: messenger RNA, 1122 nt
Organism: Neohortaea acidophila
Lineage: Eukaryota; Fungi; Ascomycota; Dothideomycetes; Mycosphaerellales; Teratosphaeriaceae
Exons: 3
Coding region: 1-1122 (373 amino acids)
Biological process (GO): protein geranylgeranylation
Cellular component (GO): Rab-protein geranylgeranyltransferase complex; cytoplasm
Molecular function (GO): Rab geranylgeranyltransferase activity
Source: RefSeq, a predicted model, not a curated record